Molecule: messenger RNA, 2624 nt
Organism: Venturia canescens
Lineage: Eukaryota; Metazoa; Arthropoda; Insecta; Hymenoptera; Ichneumonidae
Exons: 13
Coding region: 320-2122 (600 amino acids)
Source: RefSeq, a predicted model, not a curated record
UUAGGCAGAGAGUUGGCUUUUGUCACGCAGUCUGUUUAUCACACCUCGCCUUCUCUACCACUUUUCAUACGUUGCACGUGCUUCUCAUUAUCCGUUUUUUCAACUUAUUUUCUUCGUUUUACACGAGACACAUACUUACAGUGUUAUUUUUUAUUUUCAUUGUUAUUAAGAUAUUAGGAUUAAAAUAGUAGGGGUUUUUUCGGGUAUUUGAUUAGAAUUUAUUGUACGCGCGUGUAUCAUGAAAUUUCGCGGUUGAUUUUCCUGUGAUUUUCCGUGUCAUAAUUUUCUCGCGAGUGUAUUCUCUUGUUAAUAAUUGUAAAUGCCUGGUGCACGUAGAACGCAGAGGCGCAUCCCUCAAACAGCGAAAAUUAAAGACGGGAGAGUGUACCAAAAAAGUGGGGAAUCUCGUGACAAAACGACAAUUUACCUUCGUUGCAAAAACAAAACGACUUGCAAUGGCACUGCGAAAAUGGUAAAUGGCGAAAUUGUGAAUCUGAAUUCACAUUCACAAUUUUGUAUGCCAAAUGAAAAUGCUGAGCCUAUCGCGCGGUUCAGAGAGGCUUUGGCAGAUGCGCUGUCUCGACAUUGGUAUGGCCUAAAGGCUCUUUACGAUUCCAUGGCUACUGUUCAUCCUGAUGCUGCGGAGAAAAUGUCCUAUCUGGAGAUCCGAAGUUUCAUGAAGAAGUGCAGGAGGAGACGUUAUCCGCAGCAACCUCAUACGAUAGAGGUAUUCGUGCAGCAACUAACCGCUCCAGAAUACACCAGGAAUUUGGAAUACGAAACGGGUCAUUUGACGGUUGUUCUAAUAACUGAUGAAAAUAACGGAAAGCACGUAAUUUUUUACGAUGCGAAGUUCGUGCAAGAAGAGAUGACCGAAGUGACACGGUUAUUUAUUGAUGCAACAUUUAAAUCGAGGCCUCGGCUCCAAGGAGUCUAUCAAGUACUUACGAUUCUGGGAGUCAAAUUAAACCACGGAUUUCCUUUCAUCUGGGCAGUGAUGUCUUCAAAAACGCAAGUGGCCUAUGAAGCCAUUUUGCGCUACGCGCGGGAGCAAAUUAUUCCUUCCAAUGCAGUAAAAUUGGUGAUGAGUGACUUCGAAAGAGAUUUGCGGAAUGCAGUAUCAAGCACAUUUACCUCUGCUCUUAGCACGGGCUGCAAUACGCAUUAUGAUCGAGCAAUUUAUCAGAAAGCAAAAUCACUCGGUUUGCGAACUUUACUUCGAGAUAAUAUCGAAGCAAAAGUGUGGUUUAAAAAAACAUUGGCGCUGGCGUACUUGCCGAAAAAUUUGAUCGAGGACCAGUAUAACUCGAUUAAAAACGAUUUGUCCCCACCGGUACGAACAAGAUGUGUGAAUUUCUUGCGUUAUUACGAGCGUUAUUGGCUACGUACAGUUACGCCGGCAGGCUAUAGUGUGUACGGACUCGGCCAGCGGACAAAUAACAUCAUUGAGUCGUACAAUCAUCGACUGGGGGGUCGAAUGGAAAAUCGCCCUCAUCCCUGGGAUUUCAUCAGCAAGCUCCUGAGAUUGCAGUCCGAUGUGCAGACCGACCUUCGCCGCUUGAAAAAUAACUAUCAGACAUCUCGCCACGCACGCUACACGACGGUGUUCAAGCAGAAAUAUAUUUUUCAAGCGUGGCGGGAACUGCAUUUCCGAGAGAUUACCCCAAGUGAAUUUCUCACAAGAGCGGCAGCACUCAAAGACAACAUCGAUGAGUUUAUAGCACAGCAAACUGAAGCACGUGAAGGCGAAGAGUUCGAGCUGCAAGAACCCCCGGUAGCUGUGCCAUUAGAGCAAGAUCCGGACUACAAUCGUGUGAUCUUCGACGGGAACAGACCUGAGUGGCUUUUUGAUGAUGUGGAAGUACCGCGAGCAGCUCCAGAAAACGAUGUUUAUGAGAAUGAUUCGGAUGACGGGUCAUCCAGUGAAGAUGAGCCCAAAAUUCAAGUCGACAUUGAUUCGAUCGAGGUCGAGACUGGGAAUAAUGUGUCGAUGGACGAAGAAAAGAGAGCGCCAUCGCCUGACAACGACGAGGGCAACCUACCCGAACCUAGGCCAACAGUUUCCAAUGAUGGGGAGCUAAUACCAUCGCUCGACAACGACGAACCAGUCAGAUCGCAAUGAGGUCGAGGAGGCUAAACAGCGGCCAAUGGAGGGUGCAGUGGGACCAAUCCGUCGGAAACAUAGAAGGAGGAGAAAAAAGAAAAAAAAGUGACAAUUCCUGUGCAAGAAAAUGUGGACGGCAAAAAUGUGGAGAGAUUAAUUUCUCAAAAAUUACAGAGAUGAGGCAAAAGGCCGAGGCAUGGGAACAGGAAAGUGCAACAACCGAAAACGAAAGACUUCGGACUCAAUUAGCAGCCACCCAAAACUAGCUGCAGAUAGUGGAAGAAACGGUGGAAACUGUUGAAGAAAGAGCCCUGUGCCGGAUAUAUUAUCUACAACAGGCCACCCAUAUUUAUUUGCCGUGUGGCCAUUUCAUCGGUUGCUCCUCAAGCGCUGAUAGGAUUUGGGCACAAAACAACCACAAAUGUCCCCUUUGCCGAACAAUUUGCACCGAAAUUCUACGAAGAGUAUACCAAGAGCUGUAAAAUUUAUUUUGUUGGAAAAUAAAUAUUUUAUUCAUUUA